Oreochromis niloticus (Nile tilapia) is the source of this 3182-nucleotide messenger RNA. It is a transcript of the gene ppp3r1a, whose product is annotated as protein phosphatase 3, regulatory subunit B, alpha a. The coding region runs from base 333 to 845 and encodes 170 amino acids. Gene Ontology annotation, molecular function: calcium ion binding. The record is from RefSeq and is a predicted model, not a curated record. Lineage: Eukaryota; Metazoa; Chordata; Actinopteri; Cichliformes; Cichlidae. The transcript is spliced from 6 exons.
CCGGAUGUACAGUACUGCUGCACCUCCCCCCCUUCGACUCUUCUCUCCUCCCCUCCGCCACCGCCUGCUUGUCAAACCGAACCUCCUCCUCCGCUUACUGUCCCCUCCCAGCGGGUCUCCCUCCCUUCAGCCACUGCAGUGAAAGCCUCGGUGAAGGAGAGAGAAACGGUUAAGAGAUCCUGAACCUGGGUGUAAAGCCAGGACGAGAGCCGAGAGCACCUACAGCGUAUUUUUCUUGUAUUUCUCGUCACAGCUCGGCGGCCUGCUGACUUCUGCUGUUGUAACCUCCUUUUCCGUUCACAUCGCUUGGAUUUCAUCAUCCGACCUGCAAGAUGGGAAAUGAAGCCAGUUACCCCCUGGAGAUGUGCUCACACUUCGAUGCUGAUGAGAUUAAGAGGCUAGGGAAGAGGUUUAAGAAACUCGACCUAGAUAACUCUGGCUCACUCAGCGUGGAGGAGUUCAUGUCUCUGCCAGAGCUGCAACAGAACCCGCUGGUGCAAAGGGUUAUCGACAUAUUCGACACGGAUGGGAAUGGAGAAGUGGACUUUAAAGAGUUUAUCGAGGGUGUCUCACAGUUCAGCGUUAAGGGGGACAAAGAGCAGAAGCUUCGGUUUGCUUUUAGGAUCUAUGACAUGGACAAGGAUGGCUACAUCUCCAAUGGCGAGCUCUUCCAGGUUCUGAAGAUGAUGGUAGGCAACAACCUGAAGGACACGCAGCUCCAGCAGAUCGUGGACAAGACCAUUAUCAAUGCAGACAAGGACGGAGACGGCAGGAUAUCCUUUGAAGAGUUCUGUGCAGUGGUUGGUGGCCUCGAUAUACACAAAAAGAUGGUGGUGGAUGUGUGAGCGCUCUCCGCUUGCUGAAUCCCCCCCUUUGUCCUCGACUCUCGCUUUCUCCACCAUCUCUGAAGAUCUGCUCAAGACGUCCGGCAAAACGCUCUCUGUGUAAAUCAAUGGAAGUAUUCGCUCUCUUUCUCUUUUUUUUCUUUCUUUUCUCUCUCUUUCUCUCUCUCUGUGAAGCCACUUUCUUUUUGAAAAAAAAAAAAAAAACCACAGGCCUCGUGAAGCCAACUUUGAAGUGUUAUUGAACUGUAAAUCCUCUCAAUAACCCGGUCGUAGCACUUUAAGAGACUGAAGGACAUCUAUUUGUCAUUCGCAAGAGCAUCUCCGGUUUUGGAUGAGGGGGGGAGGAAGGGGGGGAAGGGGAUGCGGUGAAGAGGCUGGUUGGCUUGUUCAUAUUUCAUCCUUUCAUUUUCUUUUUUUCUUUUUGUUAAUUGUUAUUUUUGAUAUUUAUUUUUUGUUCUUGUCUUUUAUAAAGAAGAAAAAAAUACAAGUAUAUCUAUGGUUGUCUCGUGAGGGGAAGUGUGUAGUGUAUUAACACUUGACUUGCAGCACAACUAGAAAGUAGGGUAUGAAGUGCCAACCAGAACAUAUCCAGAAAACCAGUCCAAGUUAUUACCCAUCAUCACAGCAGUCAUUCAUGCCAGACAAAUGGGCUCGUGACGCUUCCAACUGCUCGACUACGAGUCAUAUUAGAAGCAAAUCAAAAUAUUUUUUUUUUUUUGUUCUCCAUUUUAGCUUACGCACGCAGUUUUGCAGACCCGUAAAGCUUCCAGUCACUCCUAGGAAAGCAACUCCAGUUUUAUUUUCCUUUCUUUUUUUGUAUUAAGAGUGGUAGUUUUAUUUAUACUUAAGAAUGUGUUUAUAUUGUUGGAGAUAAUCGUUGUUUCCUGUUAUAAAAUUAUAGGUAGAAAAAUUAAUGCCAAGAAAAUGUCUUUCGAAAAAUGAUUUGUGGCUGCAAACUGAUACAUGGUUUACUCUUGUGAAGCAUUUUGCAUAGAGCAGUGUGCAUCUUUAAGACAAUCUCCAAUGCAAAGAUUAGCUCUGCACUCACACUGACUAAUAAAUGAUGGUGGAAUCAUUAGUAUUUCAAGAUUUUAAUGUUAGGAACAGAGGCUGGACGGACUUGGCUUAGAACUGAGAGAGAAUAAUGGUGAGAUUACAGUUUGUGCAAGGACAUAGCAAUUUAAGAGACUUAUCUGCAGGCAGCGUGUUUUUUGUUUUUGUUUUUUUUUGUUAACCAGUAUGUGUAUAUUAGGUAAUCAAAGUGUGCUCAGCUUAUUUAACAGUAAGUGGAGAUGGCUUUGCCUCUGCUUAACAAUGAGCCCUUCUGAAUACGUCUCAGUACAGCACAGGACGGGUCAGUUUUCUUCAGCGCAACACAAACACUUAAAAUCUUAACAUGUUGGCAUAACGAGUGUGCAAUGGGUAGACUGUAAAUUGUAGUUUUUUGUUUUGUUCUUUGAACGUGUACAUUUCAAAAGUUGGCUUCUUCUCCCACUUCUUUUUUUCUGUCACAAUCAAUUCAUUUUCUCACCUUCCAACCUACUAACAGGGAGAAACAACAUAACUUCAGCCAGAUUUUUAUUUUCUAGGGAAAAUGCUUCCUACUGCAAACAGCAUUGGGAUAGCUUUUUGUUUUGCUUUUGGAGGUCAACUGCUGGUUUGAACAACAGUUUUCAGUCAAGAGAUGUGCAUCUGGAGUGCUCUAUUUUUCCCCUAUCCCAAAGCUCUGCACGGCUUGGGCCUCCCUGUGCUUGCAUGACAUGGAAGUAUAUUUUUUGUUGUGCAUGUAGAUCAAUUUUUUGAAAUAAUCCUCUUGUUUACACAUGGAUGGUGAUGUUAAUAUAUUUAAGAAUUUAAUGGUAUACAAUAUGGAUGUUGCCAAACUUUGGUAAAUGUACACAUAUUAUGAGAGGUAAUCCAACUGAACUGAACUACAUGUAACUUUUUGUAUUUUACCCGGGUCAGCGAGAUGCUUCGAUUCCAGUAAAAGUUGCAUAUCUGAUCCUGUCUCAAACUGCCACACACUGUACUCAGCUUAAAGGGGAAAAUUUGAUGUUUUUUUUUUUUUUUUUUUCCUUUUGUAUAUAAGUAUUUGUUAAAUGCAGUUCUGGCUCUCUGUUCUCUGUAUAGUUCAGACCGCGCUUUAGUUUGUAAGUGCUACUUUUCUCUGAGGGACUUGGGUUCUUUUUAGUUUGUGUGGGGAUAUGAGAAGAUUUAAGUUUGAGAACUUUUUUUUUUUUCCUUUUUCUGCAUGCUGCAUCUUAUGCUGUGGGACUGUUGGAAACUUGAUACUGUAUGAAAAAUAAAAUUUAAAUAAACUUUGAAAUGUUGAAAGUA